UGAGCAUGUUUCAUCAUGUUUGUCAUUCUAACAGACGUCCUCUCAGGACAACAGAACCAAGUCAUCUGCUACAUUUUCAAGCAGAAAUGGUUCUGUGAGGACAGGAGGGAGGCAACCGCCCUGACGCAGUCCUCCCCUCCUGCUGCCUUUUAUAAGACCGCAGGUCUCCCAAAGCUGGUCUACACAGAAAGGAUGUGCUCCUUGUGCUGUCUCCGUGCCAGACCACAGACACUCCAGGUGCUGUGUGUGCAGAUCUGCAUGUUUUACUCCAGCAUUUGUCUGGUAAGCUGGCCACUGUGCGCAGAGACAGCUAAAGUCCGAUGUGGCUCUGACCUGCUCAGUGACCUCAUGUUUGUCUGUGGGGACCGUGGAAUCUAUUUACGUAAAGGCUUGUGGUCUGGUUAUGGCACUCGGUCCAGAGGGAAGGGGAUAGUGGAUCUGUGUUGCCUGUCAUCAGGUUGUGAACUUCAUCACCUUGAGAUGUACUGUGCUAAACCAAGGAGCCAACAGACCACAUAUUCUCCAUCCACAACAGUACAUGCCACUACACAGCCAAAUUUGCUCCAAGAAGUAUUUCAGAAAAAACUUUUACAGUACCUGGGACCUCCGAGCAGUCCGAAGAGGGAAGCAUACAGAAGGAAUUGGCGGCAUUCGCUUCGGCACAAAGUCAAAGUUUCACGGUCACUAAGGAGGAUGACUGCAUAUGAAACAACAAGUCAGCCGACUGCAGCCAAUAAGAGCGCACUUUAAAGAAUUAUGGGUUUACAGUCCGGAGUUUGAAGAUAAUAUUUAUACUCACAGAAGUCCUGUGGUAUAAAAACAAUCAAACAGUGUAUGUGUUUGAGUAUGUGCAGCGACCCAGACCUCUUAUAUGUUCAUAGAUAAAAGGUCACCUCAGAAACUUUAGAAAUGUAAUCAGACAGCAAACUUCCAGUAACACCACAAUAAACAGCAAUCCAUGUAUGGUUAAGGACAGUGUUUGGUUAACCCCUAGCCCCUUCAUGGAGAAUAUUUGGUUGUUUGUUACACCGAUUUAAAAAAAAAAAAAAUUUGAUUUAGAUUAAAACAAAAGUUCACUCUAACCUCAGACAGGCCACCAGUAAUUUGG
Molecule: messenger RNA, 1108 nt
Organism: Haplochromis burtoni (Burton's mouthbrooder)
Lineage: Eukaryota; Metazoa; Chordata; Actinopteri; Cichliformes; Cichlidae
Product: insulin-like growth factor I
Exons: 4
Coding region: 16-750 (244 amino acids)
Cellular component (GO): extracellular region
Molecular function (GO): hormone activity
Source: RefSeq, a predicted model, not a curated record